Messenger RNA from Talaromyces stipitatus ATCC 10500, 1590 nucleotides. RefSeq lists its product as uncharacterized. Lineage: Eukaryota; Fungi; Ascomycota; Eurotiomycetes; Eurotiales; Trichocomaceae. The transcript has 2 exons. The record is from RefSeq and is a predicted model, not a curated record. Gene Ontology annotation, molecular function: oxidoreductase activity. Bases 1 to 1392 code for a protein of 463 amino acids.
AUGACUGUCCGAGCCCUGAUCUACGCCUACAGAAAACCAGGCCUAUCCCUCGAGGACUUCAAAACACAUUACGAAGAACACAUUAAUUUCCUCAAGCAUCUCUCCGGAGACGACUUCCCUUUAUCCCACAAACGCAGCUACAUUGCGCGCAACGUCCUGAGCGACGGUCAAACCGCUGACAACGGAACUGCCCGCAACGCUACCACACCAGCUACUGUUCUCGCUGGCCAACAGGCGGAUUUCGAUUUUGAUGCCUAUGCCGAACUGAUAUUUGCCAGUCAAGAGUCCUUUCAGAAAUUUGUCGCAAAAGUUCAAGCGCCUGAAGCUGCGGCUCAGAUUGCGGCUGAUGAGGAGAAGUUUUUGGAAAGGUCGAAGUUGAGUAUUGCUUUGUUGGGAGAUCAGAAACUGCGUGGCCCACUCAUUCCCAUGCGUUUCUCUGCCGUCCUCUCGUUUACCCUCGGCCUCGGUGCUGUUGUGGCCAUCUAUCAAGAUAAUUUUGACUCCGGCGAUGUCUGUCUCCCUGACUGGGAAGUGUGCUCACAGGUCCAACCACUGGUCAAUAUACUGCUUGGAAUCUCUGAUGUGACACACAUAUGCCAGCAGUUAGAUCCCGAAGCACUUGGUCCUGCUACUGUUACCGUCACCGACAGCCCACAGGCCUCGACUACAACUACGAUUUUCCAGACAGUGACAAACCCUGUGGAAAUUACUUCCUUGGUCACUAGAACCGUCACCCAGUCCUCCCAAGCCGUCGUCACCAACCGCUUCUCUUCUAGUGCUGUCCAGUCUGUAAGGGUCACUGUGCCUGCAACAGCUCUCCAGACCAUCCCUUCCACGGCCAUUCGACUGAGCACCAAAACUGUGACUUCGACUCAAACCAACACUGCGACCAUCACUAGCACUAAAACCGCAACGGACCUGGAAACAACCACGGUGACUGUCACAGCUACGAUGCUGGUCUUUAAGAAGCGAGAUGACGUUCCUGGUUUGCUCGCAUCAUAUCCUGCAAGCGAAUUGCGCGACGCAUGCUGGUGCCUUGAGACUGCAACAGUUUCCGAGACAGUCGCCCUUCCCACUGCUACCAGGACCAGUACCGUUGUGCUUGGAACAGCGAUAGACGUGACUCAUACCAUCACGGAGACAGUCGAUGCAACUGCAAAGAUAACCGGAACGGCCACUGUGGAUGUUACUUCUGUUGUUAUAGAAGUGUAUACCAUCACGGCCACCUCCACGACGACAGUCCAGGUUGCUUCAGCUGUCACCUUCGAUCAAGAGGUUGAUGUCACUGCCACAGUAACCGCCACUGUCACCACUGAUGCCACAGCAUCCAUAACAACUACCAAGAUUUCCACUGUCACUGCUAGAUUCACUGACAUUGUGACCAUCAGUUAGGCAUUCCUCAGUGGUGGGCUUGUUGCGUCCAGCUUCCAGACUACAUUUAGCUGUACUGUCUCAAUGACAACUUAUUUCGCAUGAACCUGACAUCAUUGUUAGUCUCCGUGACAGUCCAAUUGUACCAUACCAAGUGUAGAUUCUCAGCAUUAGACAAGUUGUCGAUCAUUCAUCACUCUUCAUAAAAUUUCUUGAAUU